Heterobasidion irregulare TC 32-1 is the source of this 1209-nucleotide messenger RNA. RefSeq lists its product as uncharacterized. The record is from RefSeq and is a predicted model, not a curated record. NCBI's taxonomy places the organism in Eukaryota, Fungi, Basidiomycota, Agaricomycetes, Russulales, Bondarzewiaceae. The transcript has 7 exons. The annotation marks the transcript as partial. Gene Ontology annotation, molecular function: protein binding.
CCACCGACACCAAUUCAUCUAAUACGCUCGCAUGCUUCACCAGUAAGCGCUGUGUGUUUCUCCGACGACAAUGAGCGGAUCUACUCUGGCGACUCAUCAGGCCUCGUCGUGAUCACAUCAACACGCUCGCUGCGCGCGUUAGCUUCCUGGAAUGCGCAUACCGAUGGUAUCCUUGGCAUACAGGAAUGGAAUGAACAGCUCAUCACGCAUAGCAGAGAUCACAAGCUUCAUGUAUGGAAGAGACCCACGCAAGGUCAUUCGUCAGUUGGAGACUCCGCAUUGCUCCCAGGACUUCCCAAUCCAGCCCUGGCAUAUUCAAUGGACGUGAAUUCGCUCAAUUAUUGUCGAUUCUCUCUGCUUCCAUUGGGUAAAUCAAGUCCGAUUGCGGCAGAAGAGGCGUUGAUUGCUUUGCCUAACCUCAUCGAAUCAUCACUGGCGGAUAUAUGGAUGCUUCCCUCCCAAGAGCGCAUACAUGCCGCAAUAGGGAAAGGGAAAUUGGACUCCCUGCCGAUGCCGGGAACCGACGGAAGAGGGAUAAAGAACUCGACCGGGAUUAUCAUGUCAAUGCAUCUCCUCCCGGGACGUCCUCCUAUGGGGGCAGCGCCUUCCUCUUCGGAGAGCAGGUCUAAGCAUCCACAAUUACUCACGUCCUACGAAAAUGGCAGUGUGUCAAUGUGGCAGUAUAGCGUUGACAAAGAAAAGUCAAUAGAAGGGAUCGGUUGGGAGCGCCUUUGGUCCACAAAGAUGCACGUUGAAUCUGGUUUGUUAAUGGCUAUGGCUGCCUCUGCGAAUCAUCAUCUAGCGCUGUCUGUCUCUGCUGAUCAUCUCAUCGCACGGUACAAUCUCGCGGCAUUGGAUGACGAUGCAAAUAGUGUGGGCGCCGCAUGCACCGCCCAUCGAACAAAGCGCCCAGGAAAUGGGUCUAUCGCGUUGCGUGAGGACGGCCGGGUCUGUGCUGUGGGCGGCUGGGACGGAAAGAUCAGGCUUUACUCCGCAAAGACGCUCAAGCCGUUGGGCACGCUCGUCUAUCACAAAGACAGCGUUCAGGCGAUUGCAUGGGCGCGACUACCUCAACAUCGGCCCAUGGAGGUAUUGAAAGACUGCGACUCGGAAGACGAUAUGAGUUCAGCCGAGAAGGAGAACCGUGAGCGUUGGCUGGUCAGUGGUGGCAAGGACGGACGGCUCGCGAUUUGGGGACUGAUGGAGUUC